This is a messenger RNA of Sciurus carolinensis (gray squirrel), 3226 nucleotides long. It is a transcript of the gene Cdh11, whose product is annotated as cadherin 11. Lineage: Eukaryota; Metazoa; Chordata; Mammalia; Rodentia; Sciuridae. The record is from RefSeq and is a predicted model, not a curated record. Bases 579 to 2969 code for a protein of 796 amino acids. The transcript is spliced from 13 exons. Gene Ontology annotation, biological process: multicellular organism development; calcium-dependent cell-cell adhesion; cell morphogenesis. Gene Ontology annotation, molecular function: cadherin binding; calcium ion binding. Gene Ontology annotation, cellular component: catenin complex; plasma membrane; adherens junction.
UUCCAUCCCUCCCAGCGGCGGCCUCCCUCCUCCUCCCCCCUACCAACACGCCCGCCCGCCACCUCCCCCCGUUUCUCAUUCCUGCCACUAGCGCGCUCGGCGGCUCAUUCCGCGGCCGCCGCCAGCUGAGGGGAGCGUCGCGGGCCGAGGAGCAGAUGCCGCGGGGGCCGCUCGCAGCCGCCGCCGACUUGUGAAUGGGACCGGACUGGGGCUGACACCGCCGCGCUCGCCCUGCACCAGAGAUCCACAGCCGGAGGUCGCGUCCACCCGCAAGGGCCCCAGAAAUCACUGUGCUUUCGGCUUGGUGGCUCUGUGACAUUCAUUCGUGUUGUCAUUUGUUGAGUGACCAAUCAGAUGGGUGGAGUAUGUUAUAGAAAUUGGCAGCAAGUAUCCAAUGGGUGAAGAAGAAGCCGACCGGGGAAGUGGGCAGCCCUGACGUGAUGUGCUCAGAGAGCGAAGACAUUCUCUUCCAGGAGAGGUCUGCCUGACGCAUCCGGGAGACUCCCACAGGAAAGACCGCCACUGGGCUGGUGGACGGGUGACAGCCGCAUUCUCCUGUGCCUACCACAUAACCAAAAAUGAAGGAGAACUACUGUUUACAAGCCGCGCUGGUGUGCCUGAGCAUGCUGUGCCACAGCCAGGCCUUUGCCCUGGAGCGACGAAGCCACCUGCGGCCCUCAUUCUACGGACACCACGAGAAGGGCAAGGAGGGGCAGGUGCUGCAGCGUUCCAAGCGAGGCUGGGUCUGGAACCAGUUCUUUGUGAUAGAGGAGUACACCGGGCCUGACCCUGUGCUCGUGGGCAGGCUUCAUUCCGAUAUUGACUCUGGUGAUGGGAACAUCAAAUACAUUCUCUCAGGUGAAGGAGCCGGAACCAUUUUUGUGAUUGAUGACAAAUCAGGGAACAUUCAUGCCACCAAGACAUUGGACCGAGAGGAGAGAGCCCAGUACACACUGAUGGCUCAGGCGGUGGACAGGGACACCAAUCGGCCACUGGAGCCACCGUCAGAAUUCAUCGUCAAGGUCCAGGACAUUAAUGACAACCCUCCAGAGUUUCUGCACGAGACCUAUCACGCCAACGUGCCUGAGAGGUCCAAUGUGGGAACAUCUGUAAUCCAGGUGACAGCUUCAGACGCAGAUGAUCCCACCUAUGGAAACAGUGCCAAGUUAGUGUACAGUAUCCUUGAAGGACAGCCCUACUUUUCAGUGGAGGCCCAGACAGGUAUCAUCAGAACAGCCCUUCCCAACAUGGACAGGGAAGCCAAGGAGGAGUACCACGUGGUGAUCCAGGCCAAGGACAUGGGUGGACACAUGGGCGGACUCUCAGGGACAACCAAAGUGACGAUCACACUGACUGAUGUCAAUGACAACCCACCAAAGUUUCCGCAGAGUGUAUACCAGAUGUCUAUCUCCGAAGCAGCUGUCCCCGGAGAGGAAGUAGGCAGAGUGAAGGCUAAAGACCCAGACAUUGGAGAAAACGGCUUAGUGACCUACAACAUCGUUGAUGGAGACGGCAUGGAACUGUUCGAAAUCACCACAGACUAUGAGACCCAGGAGGGCGUGGUGAAGCUGAAGAAGCCCGUAGAUUUUGAAACCAAAAGAGCAUAUAGCUUGAAGGUAGAAGCAGCUAAUGUGCACAUCGACCCGAAGUUCAUCAGCAACGGACCUUUCAAGGACACUGUCACGGUCAAGAUCGCAGUAGAAGAUGCUGACGAGCCCCCCAUGUUCUUGGCCCCAAGUUAUAUCCAUGAAGUCCAAGAAAAUGCAGCUGCUGGCACUGUGGUUGGGAGAGUUCAUGCCAAAGACCCUGAUGCUGCCAACAGCCCGAUAAGGUAUUCCAUUGAUCGUCAUACUGACCUCGACAGGUUUUUCACUAUUAAUCCAGAGGAUGGUUUUAUUAAAACUACGAAACCUCUGGAUAGAGAGGAAACUGCCUGGCUCAACAUCUCUGUCUUUGCAGCGGAAAUCCACAAUCGGCAUCAGGAAGCCAAAGUCCCAGUGGCCAUUAGGGUCCUUGAUGUCAACGAUAAUGCUCCCAAAUUUGCUGCCCCUUACGAAGGGUUCAUCUGUGAGAGUGAUCAGACCAAGCCACUUUCCAACCAGCCAAUUGUUACAAUUAGUGCAGAUGACAAGGAUGACACAGCCAAUGGACCAAGAUUUAUCUUCAGCCUACCCCCUGAAAUCAUUCACAAUCCAAAUUUCACAGUCAGAGACAACAGAGAUAACACGGCAGGGGUGUAUGCCCGGCGUGGAGGCUUCAGUCGGCAGAAGCAGGAUCUAUACCUCCUGCCCAUAGUGAUCAGCGAUGGCGGGAUCCCGCCCAUGAGCAGCACCAACACCCUCACCAUCAAAGUCUGUGGGUGCGAUGUGAACGGGGCGCUGCUCUCCUGUAACGCGGAGGCCUACAUCCUGAACGCCGGCCUCAGCACAGGGGCGCUCAUCGCCAUCCUCGCCUGCAUCGUUAUCCUCCUGGUCAUCGUAGUGCUGUUUGUGACCCUAAGAAGGCAAAAGAAAGAACCCCUGAUUGUUUUUGAGGAGGAGGAUGUCCGUGAGAACAUCAUCACCUACGAUGACGAAGGAGGCGGGGAGGAAGACACCGAAGCCUUUGACAUCGCCACCCUGCAGAACCCCGACGGCAUCAAUGGAUUUAUUCCGCGCAAAGACAUCAAGCCCGAGUACCAGUACAUGCCCAGACCUGGGCUUCGGCCAGCGCCCAACAGCGUGGACGUGGAUGACUUCAUCAACACCAGAAUACAGGAGGCGGAUAACGACCCUACGGCUCCCCCAUACGACUCCAUCCAAAUCUAUGGCUACGAGGGCAGGGGCUCGGUGGCCGGGUCCCUGAGCUCCUUAGAGUCGGCCACCACCGACUCGGACUUGGACUACGACUAUCUACAGAACUGGGGACCUCGUUUUAAGAAACUAGCAGACUUGUAUGGUUCCAAAGACACUUUUGAUGACGAUUCUUAACAAUAACAAUACAAAUUUGGCCUUAAGAACUGUGUCUGGCGUUCUCAAGAAUCUAGAAGAUGUGUAAACAGGUAUUUUUUUAAAUCAAGGAAAGGCUCAUUUAAAACAAGCAAAGUUUUACAGAGAGGAUACAUUUAAUAAAACUGCAAGGACAUCAAAGUGGUAAAUACUGUGAAGUACCUUUUCCCACAAAAAAAAAAAAAAAGAAAAAGGCAAAUAUUGAAGUUGUUUAUCAACUUCGCUAGAGAAAAACCACU